Penicillium odoratum is the source of this 1290-nucleotide messenger RNA. RefSeq lists its product as uncharacterized. NCBI's taxonomy places the organism in Eukaryota, Fungi, Ascomycota, Eurotiomycetes, Eurotiales, Aspergillaceae. The transcript has 5 exons. The record is from RefSeq and is a predicted model, not a curated record. The coding region runs from base 1 to 1290 and encodes 429 amino acids.
AUGAAAAACGGAACUGAGCUGGCAGUCAGUCAAAAAAUGAGAAGUCCUCUACUUGAUCUCCCAAAUGAGAUCCUUCAGAUCAUCGCAAGCCUUCUGCCUCAUGACUGUGAUGUCGUUCGAUUUGCCCUGGCGUGCAAAGAAACCAAGACUAGAAUCUUGGGUCGAGAAGGCCCCAACGCUGAAUUCUGGCGAACUCGCUUCGUGCAAAAAUACGAUGUACCCAAGGAACGAACUUCAUACGAGUUGUUGAUGGAAUAUCAGACUCGUUCAAUCGUGCUUCGCCAAGAGAUCGACUUCCAGCAAAAUAACUUUGCACAGCAGGAUCUAUGGCUCCAAGUCAUACAAACCAUGCUGUAUGAGGUAUUGAGUCUUCCUUUGCAGAUAGGAACUAUGUCGAAGACCUAUGAACGAAUUCGUGAGGCAAUUCGAUGCUCGCGAUUUCUGAGCCGACCCAAAGUAAAGAGAAGAAAAUACUCGGAACAUUUUUGCGCCAUCCAACUGUGCCUGACUGCCCUUUCUCUGGACUCAACAGUCUCUCCCGCUGGCUAUCGAACCGAUUACAAUAUCGACGUUGUAUAUUCCUACACUAUCGAGCCCAAUGGACCCUUCAUUGGACAUGAGAAUUUGAACCUCACCGGGCUUUUGCAGAUGCGCAAUUUUUGGACGAGACACCUCCUGAGCUCCGCAGAAGGGACAUUUUACAACUCGUUCUCGAACCUGGCCGAUGACCUCAAGCCCAAGGGCCGAAAGAUGGACGGAUCCAAGUCCACACACCUGAGUCACUCCUGGAUCGGCUACUAUUCUUGCCUUCACCCUAUCCCCAGUACACUCGAAGAACUGCAACGUCGGCAGACCUGUGCUGACCUCGAUACACACUGGGAUCAGGUUGAUAUUCUGUCGCUGGAGAUUGAAUCACAGUCAGACGAAGGCUACUGGCCUUCGGAAUUCGAUGUGCUCAUCCCUCGACUCGAAGGCCCUGGUAUCAAGCGCUUUUACUUUGCUGGCCACCAGAAUACGCUUGGCGCAAGCAUUGGUGCAGCCAACCCCAUGUUUGGGUUUAUGGAGCCAAUUGAGACUCACUACGGCGGGUUCCCUGGUUGGUCUCGCAUUUGCUUUGUCAUCUAUGAGAAGCUAGAAUGUCACGAACAAAUAACCGGGCUCUUGGCGUUGUCUCGAUGGGUUCACGGGUAUGAGGCUGUUGUCAUCCCUGGGGGAAGGAUUAUGCUGGGGUGGUGGAUGGAUAUGAAAAAUAUCAGUGGUCGAGGUCCGUUUAUUUUCUGGGAUGUGUGA